GAGCAGCAGCCAUGUCUCACGGAUGGGGAUACGGAGCGAAUAACGGGCCUGAAAAAUGGGGCAAAGAUUUCCCCGUGGCUAACGGGCGAAGACAGUCUCCCAUCAACAUCGUCCCUAAGGAGGCCCAGUACGAUUCCACUCUGAAGUCUCUGAAACUCAAGUACGACCCCUCCAACGCUAAGGGCAUUCUCAACAACGGACACUCCUUCCAGGUGGACUACGAGGACGACGCCAACAGUUCCAUCCUGACUGGAGGUCCUAUUUCUGGAACGUACCGUUUGAAGCAGUUUCAUUUCCACUGGGGAGCGAGUAAUGACAGAGGCUCCGAACACACCGUCAACGGCAUCAAGUCCCCCUGUGAGCUUCACCUGGUGCACUGGAACACUCAGUACCCCAGCUUUGGAGAGGCAGCCAGCCAGCCUGAUGGCCUUGCAGUGGUGGGGGUCUUCCUCAAGAUCAGUGUCGCCAACCCCCGGCUUCAGAAGGUUCUGGAUGCCUUUGACAGCAUUAAGACCAAGGGGAAGCAGACCGUCUUUGCUAACUUCGACCCAAAGACCCUCCUGCCUGAUUCUCUGGACUUCUGGACCUAUGCCGGCUCUCUGACCACGCCCCCUCUGUUGGAGAGCGUCAGCUGGAUCGUCCUCAAGGAGCCAAUCAGUGUCAGCCGUACUCAGAUGGCCAGGUUCCGCGGCCUCCUCUUCACCGGAGAAGGAGAGGCUCCAUGCUGCAUGGUGGACAACUACCGCCCCCCCCAGCCUCUGAAGGGCCGUCAGGUCCGCGCCUCCUUCAAAUAAACAGCGCUUCAUCUUCACUGCUUCCUCCUUCCCUCCUUACACAAACCUUCAUUCUCCUAUUAUAUCCACAUGCAGUCAGCUUAUACUAGCCUUAAGGAAAUGAACUUGA
Molecule: messenger RNA, 903 nt
Organism: Gymnodraco acuticeps
Lineage: Eukaryota; Metazoa; Chordata; Actinopteri; Perciformes; Bathydraconidae
Product: carbonic anhydrase-like
Biological process (GO): carbon dioxide transport
Cellular component (GO): cytoplasm
Molecular function (GO): zinc ion binding; carbonate dehydratase activity
Source: RefSeq, a predicted model, not a curated record